AUGCGAUUCGCGCCCUCUGAACGGCGCUCCGAUUGGUUGUACAACAGUUUUAUCACGUUCGCACGGGUUGCACGUGAGUUGAAUAAAAAUCGCACAGGGCUUGAACGGGACUCGCACAGGUCGCACAACGCUUGCACGGGACUCGUACAGGUCGCACAGCAUGGACGUUUUACCGUUGUCGAGCGUUUCGCAAGGAAAUGUCGCACGGGAGUUGAAAAACAGUCGCACGACAGUUGCACAAAUACUGGUGGUGUGGAAAACUCAAUGAAUGAACUAAACGUGGAGGUUAUACCGAACUGGCUGUGCUCGUCAAUGUGGAGGCGAGUUGGGAUACACGUGCUGGAUGCACAAGUGUGUGUCGGGUAUGGGGACACCGGUGCCUGUUACGGAGAUUCCGGUGGACCCCUCAUGUGCGAGGUUGAAGGCAGAUAUUACGUCACUGGUGUGAUGUCAUGGCUAGUCAGCAACUGUUCAGCAAUGGGCUUCCCAAAUGUGUUUACGCGGGUUCCAAGCUAUCUCGACUGGAUAUAUGAAAAGCUGGAGUACUACGAUUGGUGGAGAUACAAAUAAAAGACAUUGAAAGAUAUUUAUGAAAUAACGAAUACUGUGAUUAGUCGAAAACACUGCUCCCCUGGUGAAAUACAUGAUAGAACACAAUGACCUUUGUAAAGGCGUGAUGUGAUGUGGAAUUCGAGUUAUUUUGACAAUGGUAAAAUAGUGUUGGUUUUCCUUGACUAUAUGUCAUGAACAUAAAAAUGGAGCUUUCAUUAUUGGCCCUCGUCAAGAAAUGUGGAUCAGGGUGUUAUGUGUAUAUAUGGUUGUCGACGAAUAAAACAAGACUACUAUUAAAGGUUAUAUCGACGAAAAAACGAGCUUGUUUGUGUGAGGACAAUGUUUGUGGUGACGAACAAAGACCCAUCAGACCACAUUACGGCUGUCCUGAAAAUUUAAUUAAGAAAUUAUAAUUUCAGUCUGCUAAUUGCAAUUGGUGUUUUGGGGAUUAAUUGCAAUUGGUGUUUUGGGGAUCGUAUAAACAAAAGGUAGUCGAGAUGAUGCAAUAGCAUGCCAUUUGCUAAUAGUGGAAAUAUUUUUUAUGAGGCGCCAGUUUACUAUUUAAAAGUUAUUUCUUGGUAUUUGAAUACAAUUCCUUGGUAUAAACAAAUGUUAAAUUAAUUUUUAAUAUCAUACAACUAUGCCAAACAAUUCCUUGCAUCAAGAAAUGCUGACGAUUCUUCGAGAAUUUGA
Messenger RNA from Gigantopelta aegis, 1245 nucleotides. Its product is annotated as plasma kallikrein-like. The record is from RefSeq and is a predicted model, not a curated record. Gene Ontology annotation, molecular function: serine-type endopeptidase activity. The coding region runs from base 1 to 570 and encodes 189 amino acids. Lineage: Eukaryota; Metazoa; Mollusca; Gastropoda; Neomphalida; Peltospiridae. Gene Ontology annotation, biological process: proteolysis. The transcript is spliced from 3 exons.